This is a messenger RNA of Andrographis paniculata, 811 nucleotides long. RefSeq lists its product as uncharacterized. Gene Ontology annotation, cellular component: RNA polymerase III complex. The record is from RefSeq and is a predicted model, not a curated record. The coding region runs from base 62 to 679 and encodes 205 amino acids. NCBI's taxonomy places the organism in Eukaryota, Viridiplantae, Streptophyta, Magnoliopsida, Lamiales, Acanthaceae. The transcript has 8 exons. Gene Ontology annotation, biological process: transcription by RNA polymerase III.
UCGCAGCUGUGGUGAACCAUAACAUUACUGCGCCAAUUCUGCGGCGUACGGGCGGAAGGGUAUGGCGUUCAGAGGCCGUGGUCGGGGGCGCGGCGGCUUCGGAAGAGGCGGAUUUGCGAAGCAAGUUCCCUUCGAGCUUUUUCCGGAAAUUGAGGAUUUAGGUACUGCUGAAUAUUCUCAAGACAAUUUAGAGUUGAUCAGGUGGUCUUCGAAUCUGCAGAAGUUUUGUCAGACUUCCUCCCCUUACUAUUACGAAGAUAGAACCGAACGCCUUCAGAAGAAGCAAAAGCAAGAUAUUGAAACGUAUUCAAGUAAGAAUUUGGGAGCAACUUACAAUAGGCCUCCACUAUGGGACUUCAUUAAACUGGACAACGAUCAUAUGCCGGCUGAAUUAGCCCGAGGUGAGAACAAGGGAAAGCGGACUAAUAAGAAAGUCCGGUGGAAUCCGGAAUCAGACUUUCAGAAACUGGAUAUGUUCGAAAAGCUUGAACAGAAGUUUCAGGGCGAAGAAGGAACCGAAAAGAAAGAAGAUGAAGAAGAAGAGGACGAAGAAGAUGAAGUAAAUGAAGAAGAUGGAGAGUUUAGCGAUGAGGGUGAUUACGAACAGGCUGAAUAUUUCGAUGACGAUGAAGAUGAUUACAACAUUGCCGAUGACAACGAUGAUGAACCAAUUUUCUGAGCUUCUGUACACACCUUGAUUGUUUUUUGCCUCGAAAAUCCUUCGCCAGUUGGUGCCGGUUAGAUCAAUUUUUGUUAGGUGCACGUUAAUAGCAACUGUUUCGUUUUCUUCGUUUCUUGCCACAUGAUCUGC